This is a messenger RNA of Paramecium sonneborni, 1004 nucleotides long. The record is from the annotation of a GenBank genome assembly. NCBI's taxonomy places the organism in Eukaryota, Ciliophora, Oligohymenophorea, Peniculida, Parameciidae.
AUGUAAUUUUCUCAUAAAAACAGAGUGUUUAUUAAGCAAUAAUCUUUAGAUUAAAGUGAAAAUAAUGGAUAAUAGUAAAAUACAUUAGAAUAAGACUUAAUUGAAUUAGGAUUUUAGACUGGUCAAAUACUCUUUGUUCCAAGAAUUGAGUCCUAAAAAAUGUUAAUGCAGACAAUAAUUGUCAAAGUUAAUAUAGUUCUUAAUUUAGGAUACUUAAAACAAAAGUGUUCAUGUGAAUUUAAAUCCUCAAACAAUAAGAAAAGUGAAAUUAUAUUUAAGCAAUUAAGUAUAAAAUAGAAAAUUAGUUCCACAACAUGAUUAACAUGAUGUAGUUAUCUAAAUAUAUAUAUAGAUUAAUUAAGAUAAAUUUAUUUGUAGAAUCUGUUUAGAAGAUGGAUAGACAAGCGUAUUUAUCAAACCUUGUGAAUGUAAAGGUUCUAUUCAGUAUGUUCAUGAAGAUUGCUUAAAAACUUGGCUCUUAAGAAAUCAUAAAAUCGACGAAAUAGCUGGCAGUAGAGUAAUUUUUUUAAAAUUCAUUUUAGGUAUUUUGUGAAUUAUGCAAAAAAACAUUUCACUGUGAAGUGUAAUUUUAAUAAAAAUACGAAUUUUCAUAGCUGUUAAGAAUUCCUAUAAAUUAAAAAUAUUGUUUGCUUGGCUUUUUUAUUUUAAGUCUUUUUUUAUAUGGAUUAGGAAUUACCCUUGCAGCUAUUAUGUAUUAAAAUGAGAAUUUUAUUGUUGCGUGUAUAAUUGGAAUUGUUCUUAGCUUUUUUAUUGGAUUAAUCAUAUAAAUUCUUUUGUUUGCUUUAGUUUUUGAAAUUAUCUCAAUUACUAAAGUGUAAAAAUGGAAUAUAAAUGAAUAUAAAAUUGUUCAAUAAUAGUUUAAAUUAAGAAUAGAUAAAAAAAAAAUAAAAAAAUCAAAUUCAGCUCCUGUAUUGACUUUCAAAGAAGAAUUUGUAAUCAAAAUUUUGACAAAGCAACAAACUAAUCUUGAAAAAUUUUCUUGA